Messenger RNA from Clunio marinus, 189 nucleotides. The record is from the annotation of a GenBank genome assembly. NCBI's taxonomy places the organism in Eukaryota, Metazoa, Arthropoda, Insecta, Diptera, Chironomidae.
AUGAAGAUUGAUUCAAUAAAUGUUCUCUUCCAGUCCAACAAAUGGACAUUAGUGAAGUUCUACGACUCGUUGACUCAAAGCAAGAAUCAAAUGAAUCAGCAGGAAUUGAAUGAAGAAUGGGAUUUCAGUAGUCAAGGAUACAUGAAAGGUAAGCUGAAAUAUUUAUGUCCUUUCUCAAUUCUCCAUUGA